AUGUUAUUGAACCUGAUAUCAACGAUUGGAUGUGCAACUGGAAACAGUCAUCUAUAUAAGAAUGCUAACAGAAACUACAUCUUUCGAAAAACAAUUGAACUUAAAAAUCUAACAAAGAAACAGGAAACAACAAAUGUUGAAUUAAGCACCCUACAAGAAACCCAUGGAAAAAUAGUUCAAGAGGCGUUUGUGUUACAAGAGUCCAGCGAUUUGUUGAAAGAGAAAAUGGAAGGAUAUAAAGUAUGGGUAGAUAAACUUAACCUAAUGAAAGUGUUAUUGCAGUCAUUGAUUGCAAUAGAAAACACAGAAUUGUGUACAACCAUUUUAAAUAAUGCAUACGUGGAAACCAAGAAAAUAAUUGAGAAGAUACCUGGAUUUGAAUGUGUAUUUAAUCACGAUAAUUUGUUGUCAGUGGAAGCUCACUUUCAUUGUGUAUUGAACAGGGAUUUUACUAGAAUCAAAGAAGAAAAAUUGAUGUUAGAAAGUAAAUAUGAUGAAAUGGGUAAGCAACUGGAAGAGUACAAGGACAAACUGUUUCGUAAUGUAAGUAAAACCAGUAGGUUAAAAGAUGAACUCAAGUACUUUCAAAAGACAGAAAAAAGGAUACGUGAAGAACUUGGAAGCCAUCAGUAA
This is a messenger RNA of Enterospora canceri, 633 nucleotides long. NCBI's taxonomy places the organism in Eukaryota, Fungi, Microsporidia, Enterocytozoonidae. The record is from the annotation of a GenBank genome assembly.